GCCUCCUGUGAUAGGCCUUUGGAUGAUGUGGAGCAGCUGCAAGUACCUGUGGACGCAGCAUCCAAGCGGGCCCAGCUGCAGCAGCGCUUCGUCGUGAAAAACAUCAAGGAGUCUCUGGCGGCCCUCUCGAGAAACGAUGUUUCUGAGGCUCGCAAAGUGGGGAAGAUAUUCCUUGCUGACGUCGGGCAAAGGGAGCUGGUUCCUGUGGUGGAGCUGCAUAUGUUCCCACAUAAUGUUGCAGACGUGAACUCAACCUGGAAGGUCUUGCUCGUUCCACGGGUCAGGGAGCUUUUCGGAAAGACUGUUUUCCUCUGUAGGCCAAAGGAACGCAAACACCCUGCAGCGACUCGUUGCAUGGCAAAGCUGCCAUUCGACCCAUUGCCUCCACGCUUGAUGCACACCAUAGGCAAAUGGAGCCCUGCCACGGAUCCCCUACGAUCUACGCCUCACGGCCUCGUCCUGAUGAUGGAGGUCCUCGUGGUCUUUGCUGUUGGACUGACGGUAUGUCUGCUCCUGGACUCACUGCUAAAGUUGGUGCAACUAUCAUGGGCGCAGUUGAGUUCUCCGGAGCAAAGCCCGCACAGGGGGAAUCUAUUGAAAGACAAGCUGCCAAAGGUCUACACGCUUACUCAGCAUGCCUACGUGUACAAAGAUGCAGGAGGAAAGGUUGUGAAGCAAUGGUUGCUAUCUGAAGGUUGGAUUGUUCUUGUCAACAAGGACGACAACAUUCGGGUUCUGGCUAAAGGUGAAAUCCCUCCGUCGCCUUUCUGUGCAAACUCGGAGUUGCUGGUGCCGUUGUCUUCCUUGCUGAGACGAAAGCUGGUCCUCGCAACGGCCCAUGCAUCAGUGCAAUGGUUCCUUGUGAAUCAGCUAGCUAAAGUGUUUGCAAUUACGGAGAUUAUGUUGAUCUCCCUCGGCAUUUUUGCGGUCCAUGUGCUGACGCUGUGCCAGAUGGAGCUGACGAACGUGAGUGCUUUGCAGUUUGAGCAGGUGCUUGAAUCAGAGGACAAGCUCCUGCAGCUUGGGAAACACCACCAGACGACCAUGCUAAUCAGCCUUGCUGUGGGGCUGCUGUUUGUCGCAAUGACAGCUGGAAUCCUGCAAAAGGAGGCAAUCGCGACAGCUGCCCUGCCAUGUACGUCUUUGCUUGCAGCAAUUGUUCUGCAUGUGAUGGAUUUUCGCACGUCCAUGAUUGGCCUUCGCAAGUGGAGAUCGCCUGGGCUAAAGGCCAGCGAGUAUACGAGCAUCACCAGCAAAGGCUUGGAGGUAAUGGACGAUGAUGAAGCUCAGCCGCGGGCUUUGUCGAGAAGUAGAGACUUCAGGAAACACAUUGUUCGCUUCCUGCUCUGCGUGCUAGCCGCCGGUGCCGUUAUUCUUCUCAUGCUGGUGGUUCUAGAUGGUGUGCAAAUGCGCGGCGAGCUGUUGACUUACGGCUUCAGCCGCGGCUACUCAACCAUUCCCCCCCACGGGCAGUCGCUUCAGAACACUUUGCUGUUGCACACCAGCGUUGAUUCUCUAUCGUUCACCUUCGAGCCUGGCCCCUUUACGUCUAAAGUACGGCUGCGACUAGAGCAUCCAUUGAUUGAGGCCCACGAUGCUGCGGCGCAGCCAGUCACGAUCUUCAAGGAAGGGCAAAACCCAGCAGAGCAGGUUGGUUUUGAGUAUCCUCUGUCCCUACCAGCCGGUUCGCUCUACAGCCGCCUCAUCGUGGAGGCAACGAGCCCGCUGCACCCAAAGCCUACCCAGUACAUGGUUCACCUCUUGCGAAUUACUGAGGCUGUUCUCAUAUCAGUAAAUGCCAGCAUCAACCCGACUCACUUUCCGAAUGGUCAGUUGGGUGAACCCGUCGCACCAGUGGUGUUUCAUGAGAAGCGCCGAUGGCGCUACCAGCGGAACAACCCAGCGUGGUACGUGCCGGACCUGGAUCUGAGAAGCAACAGCAAGUUUCAGGUGGAACAUGUCCCUGUCAUUCUUGCACCCCUAAAGGCUUUGGCUUCGGAGGCUGAAUCACAGCACUUGGAAGACUUGAGCGGCAUGAGCAUGAUUUCAAGCACCUGCCGCUGUGGCCCUGAACGUCCAGGUUUUGGAAAUUCCUGCGCGGUGGAGGAAGGCAUCACUCUCUUGACCGAAGUUCAUGCUUGCUUGUUUCAAGGAGGCGUGGAAGAAGAGGUCCUUGUUGAGGAUAGGUCAGGAGGCGUCUCCAGCAACGCUUCCAAGCUGAUCCAAUGGCUGUUGGACGUUAAUAUUAGUGGCAAGUCUGUAGGCUUGCAGCUAACUGAUGCUGAGAAGGGUUCUUUGGGAAGCAGCUGGCCGUUGGAGAGACUGCCAACCAGGAAGGCAAAUGGCGUCAAUCGAUUGAUUUCCAGUAUAUUCGAGACAUACAUACCAACGGAUGUGCUAUUGACCCAAGCCACACAGUUGACGAUAGCUUUGACACAGGACAUGACAGAUGCAGAGGUUCUUGCAGUGCCGUUGAGGGUCGUGUCUCACCCGCCUCCAUUGCACUUGAGCAUCAAUAGGUCCGACGGGUUCUUCUUGCCGGAGCCGCUCCCUUCUGAUGACCGCACUAACUUUGCUGCUUGCUGCUUAGGAGACUUGUCCUCCGUCUAUGCCAGCAUCCAUGAUUCACGCUUCAUGGUAGUAGAGACGGAAGUCAGCAGGGGUCAUGACUGUGAUGGUCAGGCUACACUGAAGCAGAAAGAGUUCACAGCGGUGCGCAAACCGGACCAAUCAUGUGAGCCUUACUGUUCUUUGUACCGUCCAUGGGCUGACUACAACGAUGCGAUUGUGUCGCUGUCAGUAGCACGCUGUUUUGAUCAAGCCGUGGAUUUGGACAACCUCACCGCUUUCCGCAAGAUCUCCGACACCAUGCCAGACAGCUCGAGAAAGCUGAUGUUUCAAGCCUGCGACACUCUUCAAAAGGCAGUGCAGCUAAAUCGGACCUUCAUUGCAUCAGAGAUGCUGACCUCAAUGGAUGCUGAUCCAAAUGGAUCUCAGGAUAGACAGACCCCGUUGCAAGUGGCAGCUGAGAGUGGCAAUCUUGGUGCCAUGGAGCUGCUGAUUCACAACAAUGCAUCAGUGGACUUUGCUGGUCCGAAGAAUAGCACCGCCUUGUUCUCUGCAGUAUUGAAUUGCCAGACCCAUGCUGUUGAGUACUUGUUGAAAGAGAACAGCAACCCGAACCAGCUUGCGCUUGCUAGUGACCAGGCAAAUGGGAACUGUGAGAAGACACAGACAGCUCUGAUGAUGGCGCUGGAGACCAAGCAGGACCUGUCCGUCGUGGAAGAGCUGCUGAAGUUGAGGGCAGACCCGAAUCAGGAAGGGCGUGCGGGGUCGGACCUGCAGAGACCCUUUGUUUUCGCAUAUUUGCAGACAUCGUUCUACGGGGCCCCGCUGGCCAGCCUCUCCAAGAUCACCAAGUUGUUGCAGCGCUAUGGCGCCGACGUGGAUACGAACAUAUACCCGGGAACUCUGACAAGUGCUCUAAUGGAAGCAUCAGAGAACUGUGAAGUGGAUGUCGUUAAGCAUCUGCUUUCACUCAAUGCCGAUCCUGCCAAGCGCGAUGCAGAGAACAACACGCCCUCGGACCUGGCGUGCAAGUGGGCCGACAACGCCACUGCUUCUGACACCCUCCGGGACAUGUUCGUCGAUCGACGUGAAUGCUGCAGCAUCUACGGCUUCGCGUCGUCGCCCGACUUUUCAGCAUCUCAGCUAGUCUCCUUCGGCGCCAUGUCGGCCCACACCUCCUCGGACAUCGCGGCUGCCAUCGUCGUCCUCAAGGAGGCAAUCGACCAUGGCAUCGAUUUGGAGCUGCACUUUGGAGAGUGGAGCCGGGUCGAGCGGCGCUCCUUGGCGGUGGCCUACGGCGAGUCGGAGGCAGCUUACGCAGAUGUGAGGGCGGCGGCCGGAAGACCGGCGCAGGCCAAGUGUCGGACGCGGCACUUCGGGCGUCACUGGCAAAUCGCCGCCGUCAGCUUCGUGAAUCAGGGCGACGCCGAGGAAGCCCAGCGGUGGGGCUAUGUCACGCCGACCGCAUUCUAUGAAGCCCGGGGACGUUGUGAGAUCCCCGCGGCGGCACCCUCGGCCCCACCGGCGAACGUCGAUGGGCUGGAUGGCUACUUGGCGGAUGCAGAUCGUCGAGCAGUGGAGCGCCGAGAGGAGGAACGGCUCUUGCAGGCGCCGGCGGCUGCUCGGUAUCCGAAUGCGGUGCGCUCGACCUACGAGUGUUAUAUUGCUGCCGUCAAAACGGUGCCGGCUGCGCAGGCGCAGGUGCUUUUGCUGGUUGACCUGCCAUCGGCGCGUGCAGCCCCGAUGGCGGAGACGCGCCCGGACCCGGAGAACGAAGCAGUAGAGAAGUCCGAGGAUGCUCCAUCGCCCGUGAUAGAGGAGGUCUCAGCCGCGAUCCCCGAGGAGCAUCAUCCUGAGGUGAAGCAACGCCUCCCUGAGGUGAUGGAAGAGGCGGAGGACACACAAGAAGAGGCGCACUUCACCCAGGAGCCCUACGUGCCUGAGGUAUUGCAGCAGGAGACGGAUGUCAUGCCGGAACCUGUGAAAUCCAUGGACAGGGAUACGCAUGAUGAUGGAGAGACAGUGACAACGGCACCGAAAGAGGACGACUCGGUAGUGCCUGGAACAGAGGACAAGCUUGAAGACGCACCGGACUUUCCACUUUGUGGAAAGCUCAUGCAUUUUGGCAAGGAUGUUGCGCUCCGGCUCUUCGGCCGUGCGGGAGGACAACAGGCGGCGCUCAUCACCUGCAACAAGGCCAUCAGUGCUUGUAAGCGCCAGGGCGACUGGCAAGGAGCUCUGCUGCUCUUGUGCGGCAUUGGAGCUCAGAAGUUGGAGGCCGACAUCAUCUCCUACACUGCCGCGAUUGGGGCCUGCGAGAAGUCCCAGAAGUGGCAGCAGGCUUUGCAGCUUUUGCAUGAGGCUCUGGCAAGGGCCCUGCAAGCAAACGAGCUCACCUUCACUGCGGCCAUCAGCGCCUGCGAAAAGUCUGCGAGUUGGCAGAAGGCGCUGGUGCUCUUGGUUCAGGUGAGCGAGCAAGGACUGCAAAGAGACCUCGUGCUUCUGAAUGCAGCCAUCAGUGCCUGUGCCAAAGCGGGCAUGUGGCUCAGUGCCCUGGAACUGGUCCUCGACGCAGAGCACCAGCUCCUCCAGACCGACCUGAUCUCGCAGAACGCCUGCAUCAGCGCCUGUGCUAAGGCAGCAGAUUGGAGAUCGGCCUUGCAAGUCCUCGCCGACCUGGAAGUCAGAGAUCUUCUGCCCGACGUGAUCACCUACAGCACGGCGAUCAGCUCCCUGGAGUCGGAGUGGGAGUUGGCUUUGCAUCUGCUGAAGUCUGCAAAGGCCAACGUGAUCACCUACAACUCUACCAUCACAAGCUUCGGAGUAUCCAGUCAGUGGUGCCGUGCCUUCGAGCUCAUGGCCGAGAUGGCUUCUGGCAACGUCUGGGCCACCAUUGUGACUCACAACGCGGCCAUCGCCGCCUGUGAACGCGCUUCUGAGUGGCAGCAGGCCUUUCAGGCCUUUCUCCAGCUUCUAGACGGGCCUGCGAAAGGGCUGGAGCCGGAUGUGGUGACCCUGAAUGCCGCCCUGAGUGCCGCUUCACAUUCCUCCGAAUGGCAGCAGGCGAUCCGACUGCUGAAUGCUGCGGUCGCGCAGAAGAUGCGGCCGGAUGUUGUGAGCUUUGGGACCCUCAUCACGGGCUGCGAGCGCGCGGCUCUGUGGCAGCAGGCCCUGCAGCUUCUCGGCGAGCUCGAUCGCCGCAGCCUGGAGGCGAACGUGGUGACCUACAGCGCUGCCAUCAGUGCUUGCGAGAAGGUCUCCCGGUGGCCUUCGGCGCUGCAGCUCCUUGCCGAGCUGAAAUGGUCGCAGCUGCAGCCGAACGUGGUCGCUCUGAGCGCAGUGGUGAGUGCCUUGGAGCGGGCCGCGCGGUGGCAGCACGCGGUAAGGCUCCUCACGGACUUCCCUGCGGCUCCCAACGCCGUCACCCUCAGCGCGGCUUGCAGCGCCUGCGAGAGGGCGUCAGCCUGGGAGAUGGCUCUGUCCCUCCUCACUCUUUUUGGUACGGAGGGCAGAGACAAGCUGGUCUACAGCUCAGCGGUGGGUGCUUGCGUGAAGGUCGCAGAGUGGGAACAGGCCCUGUGCUUGAUGAGGGAGCUUCCUGAAACUGAUAUCAUCCUUCUUUCUCUGGGCAUCGCUGCCUGCUACCAGGGCUCCUUAUGGUUCCAGGCCCUGGUACUUUUAAGCCAGCUCGGGCCACUCACCUCCAGGACAAUGGCAAGUGCAUGGGUGGAAAAAGCCACGGCCGAUUCAUCUCAGAGCCAAGAGACUCAACUGUGA
Molecule: messenger RNA, 6345 nt
Organism: Symbiodinium necroappetens
Lineage: Eukaryota; Dinophyceae; Suessiales; Symbiodiniaceae
Source: the annotation of a GenBank genome assembly